Messenger RNA from Cuscuta campestris, 3681 nucleotides. NCBI's taxonomy places the organism in Eukaryota, Viridiplantae, Streptophyta, Magnoliopsida, Solanales, Convolvulaceae. The record is from the annotation of a GenBank genome assembly.
ACCACUGGGCCUCGGCGAUUAGCCUUUCACAAAAAAAUAAAAAAUAAAAAAACAGAAGAAAAAAAAGACAACGAAUCUCCUCUCUUUCUCCCCCCAUUCUCUUCUUAGGGUUUCACAAGAACAGUGGUGCACUGGGGGGUUGAUUACAGUUCCCAGAAAGCUUCAACGUUAAUCCUGGCUUCUUCGCGCAUUUUUCCGGAAAAGCUCACCAUAGCCCCUCCAUUUCCAGACAAGAAAACUCGUAUUCUGGUCAGGUCCGCGCUCUGUAUCGGCCGCUGCUCGGGGAUAUUCGUGAGAUGUUAUCAGUGAUGAGCAGCAAAGGUUUCGAUUCAGAUCGCAGAAACGACGCGGAUCAUGUUACGGAUCUUAGGGCAUCAAUUGCCUCCAGCUCCGGUGCUGGAAAUGGAGCGGUUGUCUCAAUCUCGACAGGUUCCGGUGAACCUCAGGGUUUUGAGGACGCCGUAAAUGGUGGCAGUAGGAGUGCUUGUUCAGUUGGUGGUAAUUUACCAGAAGCUAGGGCUCCACCUGCAGAUUCGAAGGAGAGUAGUCAUCAUCAGUUUGUUUCAAUGAAAUGUGAAGGUAGAUUGAAUGCUGAGAGGAAGAAUAUGGGCUCUGUAGCUGCAUCUAAAUCCAGUAACUUGGAAUAUGACAUGAUGCUUUCCAAGUUUGAUGAUUUUGCUGCCAAGGGUAAGCCUUGGGCUGUUGGUUGGGGUUAUGAAAUGGGAGAUAUGGUCUGGGGAAAGGUGAAGUCUCAUCCAUGGUGGCCAGGCCACAUUUUCCACGAGGCUUUUGCAACUACUUCAGUUCGGCGAAGCAAGAGGGAUGGCCAUAUAUUAGUUGCCUUCUUUGGUGAUAGUAGCUAUGGUUGGUUUGAACCGUCUGAGCUUGUACCCUUUGACUCUAAUUUUCACGACAAAUCUCAACAAACAAAUUUGAGGUCUUUUACCAAGGCCGUAGAAGAAGCCGUUGAGGAAUUGAGCCGUAGGUGUGCUCUAGGUUUGAUUUGUCGAUGUAGGAGUGUGGACAAUUUCCAUCCUUCAUCUGCUGAAGGUUUCUUUGAAGUUGAUUUAAAUGAAAAUGAGAGUAAUUUUAUUUAUUCUGCUAGCCAGAUAAAAAAAGCCAGAGAGAGUUUUCAUCCCAGAGAAACUCUUGCUUUUGCCAGGAAAUUGGCAUUGACACCUAUGAGCGGAGACUCGGGUAAUAUAACAUUUAUAAAGAACAAAGCUAUUGCUUUAGCCUAUAGAAAGGCAGUGUUUGCACCUCAUGACCCUACAUAUGCUGAAGCUUUCGGUGCUCAUGUAACUAAAAACCUUCAACUGAUGCAGCCUGUAUCUCAACCAUCAAGAGUGCAAGUGGGAGCGUCCGUUGGUGGUAGACUAGUUUCUUUCGAGGCUGUGGGUAAAGGAAAACCUUCACUAAAACAUUCCAAAGCUACAGAUAAGACAGAGAAGGACAGGUAUCUCUUCAAGCGCAGAGAUGAACCCGAGAACGUGAAAAGCCACAAAGCUGGCGAGGUGCAAGCUAUUGGUGCCUCUAAACAGCUGCCUGUUCUUGUAGACAGUCACAGCAUAGCUGAGAAUAAUGCAUCAUGCACUUCUGUUGAACCACGUCUAGAGCAACCUCGCAAUCAAAAUGCUGCUGCUGCUGCUACAGUGGAAUCACACAGAAGUGGGUUGCAAGCUCAAGAUUGUGUUGGUGAAGUGCAUCAUAUUUCACUUCUCGCAGAAGCAAAGCCCCAGCCUGAAGGAUCUAAAGCACCUUCUCUUGGCAGUAUGGAAAAGGCAAAAAGCCGUAAACGCCCUUUUGAAACCAGUCGGCUGCUGGAGGAGGAUAAGAAGAAAAAGAAGAAAGUUCCAGGCAUGAACACUGGCUUCUCUAAUUUCCCCGAGAAGCAAAUUGUGUCUGGUGGUGUGGAUAGGGUUGAGAAUCAGAGUUUAUUAGGAGGAGAUUCAGGUCCUGUUGGGGAGGAAGCAGUCACUGAGAUGGAUCAUAAGCGAAACGAGCACGGGGCAGUUUCUCAUCAAGCUGCAGAGAUAAGAAAAGGCAUUGAACUCCCUCAACUGCUAUGCGAAUUGCAAUGUCUUGCUCUGAAUCCAUUCUAUGCCCUGGGCAGGGAUUGUUCUACAACCACAAGAACUGCCUUUUUGCGCUUUCGGUCCCUUGUUUAUCAGAAGAGCUUGGAAAAUGAGUCACCAACUGAGAACGAAUCAGUCAACGAAGCCCAUUCCAGUAGAUUAGAUGGUGCACCGACUAAGCCGAAGAAGCCUUCUGUGAGGGUCGAUGACCCCUCAAGGGUUGCGCGGAAGCGUGCCCCAUCAGAUAGGCAGGAGGAGAUAUCUGUCAAAAAGAAGAAGAAAAUGAACGAUUUGAAGAUGAUGACGGGAGAGAGAAGGGAUCCCCAGAGGAGUUCUGAAGUGCCACUAAAGAAAGUAGUAGCCAAGCCGCCAGAGUUGAGCAAGAAGAUGAUGAUGACUGAACAACAGUCGCCAGCAAAGGUGUCAUCCGCACCAACCAUGCUCCUCAUUAAAUUCCCUCCCAGAGGGGCACUUCCUUCGCUUCCCGAGCUCAAAGUGAAAUUCUCUCGCUUUGGGCCCCUCGACCUUUCCGCCACUCGGAUCUUCUGGAAGUCCUCAACAUGCCGGCUCGUGUACCGCUACAAGCAUCACGCGGAGGCCGCACUCAAGUACGCGGAGAGUUCCACCCAACUCUUCGGCAACACUGAUGUCAAAUGCUCCAUCCGUGAAGCCGAUGCACCACCCGAAACAACCGCCACCGCUAGUGGUUCCGUCAAGGGAGCGUGGGGCCCUCCACAAAGGGAAGGAGACCUCUCCGCCUCCGGAGGGGAAGGCUCCUGCCAGUCCAACAAAGAUUCUGCAUCUGCCAGAUUGCUCCAGCAGCAGCAGCUAAAGUCUUGCCUGAAAAGGGCACCGCCGAGUGAAGAGGCGGUCAACGGCAAUGGUAGCAAUAGGAGCACCACCCGUGUAAAAUUUGAUUUGGGUGGGGGAGAAGAUAGUAAUAGAGGCGAGCUGUCGAAUGAUGUUAGUAAGAACCACCCCAAAACAACUGCUUUUACUUCACUAUCUUCUGAUACUUCUUCUACUACUACUACUACUACUAAUGUCAACAAAAAUAUUUCAAAGGGCAUUCUCCCCACUCCGCCGCAGUUUCCCCCGGUGCUUCUUCCUCCUCCACCGGCACUGCUUUUUCACGACCACUUCACCGACGCCACCACCCCUCACAGAAACGUGCAUAAUUUUGAUCCCCCACAUGCCACCCCAAAUAUAGACAUUUCCCAACAGAUGCUAAGCCUUCUCUUGAAGUGCCAUGAAGUUGUGGCCAAUUUGACCAACCUACUGGGCUACACCCCUUACUGUCCCUUGUGAGAUGAUAUGAUCUAGGAUAGGAGAGGGGUCAUAAAUAAGUGUCCUUGGCCCAAACAAGACAAGAAAAAUGGAAAAAUCCCCUUUGUGGAGAUUUGAUUUGAUGCCCAUUUUGGUCCGGAGACAUGUGCCGCGGGCUUUCGGUCUGCCUGCUUGAUGUGAAUAGAAGACGUGUGUUCACGCCGAUCUGCGCUUCGCCGGUCUUAUAUCUAUGAAAUGUUUUUUGUAUUUUGGGAAUGCUUUCAUGAACUUGAUUGUAUUGAUGGUGAUAGUGAUAAUGCCCUCAUUGCUUGUUUGCUCU